Rhinopithecus roxellana (golden snub-nosed monkey) is the source of this 2127-nucleotide messenger RNA. RefSeq names its product G protein-coupled receptor 3 (gene GPR3). Gene Ontology annotation, biological process: G protein-coupled receptor signaling pathway. The transcript is spliced from 2 exons. The record is from RefSeq and is a predicted model, not a curated record. Bases 116 to 1108 code for a protein of 330 amino acids. Gene Ontology annotation, molecular function: G protein-coupled receptor activity. NCBI's taxonomy places the organism in Eukaryota, Metazoa, Chordata, Mammalia, Primates, Cercopithecidae. Gene Ontology annotation, cellular component: membrane.
CACGCCGCUUCUCCCGCGGCCGCGGGGGCUUCUCGGGGUCCACGCACGCCCUGCGCCGCCAGGACCCGAGCGGAGCCUCCCCGCGGCCCGGCCGUGCCUGGUCCUGAGCGGUACCAUGAUGUGGGGUGCAGGCAGCCCUCUGGCCUGGCUCUCAGCUGGCUCAGGCAACGUGAAUGUAAGCAGCGUGGGCCCAGCAGAGGGGCCCACAGGCCCAGCUGCACCGCUGCCCUCACCUAAGGCCUGGGAUGUGGUGCUCUGCAUCUCAGGUACCUUGGUGUCCUGCGAGAAUGCACUAGUGGUGGCCAUCAUCGUGGGCACGCCCGCCUUCCGUGCCCCCAUGUUCCUGCUGGUGGGCAGCCUGGCCGUGGCAGACCUGCUGGCAGGCCUGGGCCUGGUCCUGCACUUUGCUGCUGUCUUCUGUAUCGGCUCAGCGGAGAUGAGCCUGGUGCUGGUUGGCGUGCUGGCAAUGGCCUUUACCGCCAGCAUCGGCAGUCUACUGGCCAUCACUGUUGACCGCUACCUUUCUCUGUACAAUGCCCUCACCUACUAUUCAGAGACAACAGUGACACGGACCUAUGUGAUGCUGGCCUUAGUGUGGGGAGGUGCCCUGGGCCUGGGGCUGCUGCCUGUGCUGGCCUGGAACUGCCUGGAUGGCCUGACCACAUGUGGCGUGGUUUAUCCACUCUCCAAGAACCAUCUGGUAGUCCUGGCCGUUGCCUUCUUCAUGGUGUUUGGCAUCAUGCUGCAGCUCUACGCCCAAAUCUGCCGCAUCGUCUGCCGCCAUGCCCAGCAGAUUGCCCUCCAGCGGCACCUGCUGCCUGCCUCCCACUAUGUGGCCACCCGCAAGGGCAUUGCCACACUGGCCGUGGUGCUUGGAGCCUUUGCCGCCUGCUGGUUGCCCUUCACUGUCUACUGCCUGCUGGGUGAUGCCCACUCUCCACCUCUCUACACCUAUCUUACCUUGCUCCCUGCCACCUACAACUCCAUGAUCAACCCUAUCAUCUAUGCCUUCCGCAACCAGGAUGUGCAGAAAGUGCUGUGGGCUGUCUGCUGCUGCUGUUCCUCUUCCAAGAUACCCUUCCGAUCCCGCUCCCCCAGUGAUGUCUAGCUGAGUCUUCGUGAUCCUUCAGCCCUGAUCACUACAGAAUUCCAGAAUGUUAGGCUCUCCAGGGCUUCUUUCCAAACCCCCAGCUCCACACCCUCCAGACCCAGCUGGUUCUGGAGUUCUAGGACAUUGGGUGUUUGAAGGUUCUUGUUCAGAUCCCUGUGGGGGUCCAGCUGGCUCCAUGGUUCCAGAAUGUUCAGGUGGUCAGGGAUCUACUCAGAAAUGUCUCACAGCUCAGCUGGCUUGCAAUUCCGGAAUGCUGGGAGUUUUACAGUGCCAUUCCAAGUCCCAGGUGUCCCGCCUCCCCCACACUUGACCUUAACCAUGUCACUUUACGUUUGAAUUUCUGAACUAAAGAGUCAGACAGAUUAGUCACAUAGUUGCCUAAAUAGGAGAAAGAUUAUAUACGCGCACAUACAAAGAGAGUGUCUAUUUGUUAUUUAUUUAUUUAUUUAUAAAUUUACUUAUGGGUGGUAAGGGGGGAAAAAGAGACCCACACCUUGAUAUCCAGGCCAUACCAGGGUACCCCUUGUCCCCUUACCCCCAUUUCUGACCUCAGUUCCUGGAGGGGGGAAAGGGAGAAAGAGAAACCACGUAUUUUGUUAUUAUUUUGGAUUAUUUUUUAUCGAAGAGAUCAUAGAAACCAGAGCCUUCUCCCCAGGCCUGCCCUCUUUGGGUUUGGAAGGGGAACACACCAGCCUCUGGUUUUUUAUUUUUUUAAGAAGCCAUCACCUGAGCAACCAAAAAUUCCUCUGCGCUGGGGUCCGACUGCCCUCUGGUGGCCAUUUGGGGAAAACUGCAGCCCAGCCAGGCAGCUGGGACCAGAAUGCAACCCCAGCUCCACUCCAGCCUGGCGUCCAGCGCCACAGCCAUGGCCCGGGGGCCAAGUCUCACCCUGCGGUGCCCUAGAGGAGGGGGGGCACGAGCCAACACCCCACCCCUCUGCCAACCGGGGCAUGGCCCCCAGUGCAUUCCCUGUUCUUGUCUCCAACCUAACUCAAUAAAAAAUGAUUUUGUCAUAA